Molecule: messenger RNA, 981 nt
Organism: Venustampulla echinocandica
Lineage: Eukaryota; Fungi; Ascomycota; Leotiomycetes; Helotiales; Pleuroascaceae
Exons: 2
Coding region: 1-981 (326 amino acids)
Biological process (GO): retrograde vesicle-mediated transport, Golgi to endoplasmic reticulum
Cellular component (GO): SNARE complex; endoplasmic reticulum
Molecular function (GO): SNAP receptor activity
Source: RefSeq, a predicted model, not a curated record
AUGGCAGUAGCUACUGCUCCAGUUCCCGUUCCAGCUCCAGCUAUAGACCCCACGUCCAUAAACCUAACCCGGAUGUUGGCACGACUGCAACAGACUCUCAUCGCUCCCUCCUCAGAAACUGAAUCCAGAUUACGAUUCUCGAGCUUUGAGCGUGAGAAGGUCGGAACGAAUAUUCGAUAUGCUAACCAAUUACUUCUACGCCUUGAGGAAGAGGCACAGAAUAUUAAGAUUCCAGCAAAGAAGCAGGAGACACAAGCAGAGCUAUACCGAAAACGAGAGCUGAUUUUGCGGCUAGAGGAACAGUUACAGGAGUUUGAAGAGUUAGGAGAACACGAAACAGACGAAGAUUCCUCCGAAGGCGAGGAUUUACUAGGUGAAGAUACGCCUUCAGAAGAAACAGAAGAAUCGCAUACGCAAGCAUCACUCCCAGAAACUCCCUCUGAGCUCAACCAACCGUCUCCUCCCAUACCCGAACCUCGCGCUCCUCCAGAGCCACAGAGAGAAGUCCAACAACCGACGAGUCAAGCACCAACAGAACCAACAUCUACCCUCCGCUCCCGUAACCACGCCCACGAAGCUGAACGCGCCAAACUACUCGCUCCCACUACCUCCGUCUCCACCGGUGCCUCCACAGGCUCCUCCUCCCUGAAUACUCACACCAAAGAAGCCCUCCUCACGCACCACCGCACCGAACAAGAAUCCCUCACAAACUCCCUCCUCGAUAUGGCGUCGGCCCUCAAAGCCUCCUCCCAGUCCUUUGCCUCCUCUCUUGAGGACGAGAAGGAUAUUCUGAACCGUGCAACUCAGGGUAUGGAUAAGAAUGAGCUAGGGCUAGAGUCUGCUACCAGACGCAUGGGUAUGCUAAGGAGUAUGACAGAGGGGAAGGGGUGGUGGGGAAGGAUGUUGAUGUAUGCGUGGAUUGCGGGGUUGGCCCUGCUUGCAGUAUUGAUUGUGUUUGUCGGGCCCAAAUUAAGGUUUUAG